Molecule: messenger RNA, 1349 nt
Organism: Phaedon cochleariae (mustard beetle)
Lineage: Eukaryota; Metazoa; Arthropoda; Insecta; Coleoptera; Chrysomelidae
Source: the annotation of a GenBank genome assembly
AGAAAAGUAUUGGUGCUUUGGAUAAAAAUAUCUGGAGACACUUCAAAAUUAUGAAACAUGGAUUCAUAUUGAAGGUGUUGAGAGGCAAUGAUGAUUUCUUGGAGUUCCAUGAUAACGAAAGCAAUCCUUUUAAUCCAAAAAAAAUGUGGCUCCAUUCGAAAGUAGUCGAUGUCUUAUGGAAAGUACACCAAUACAAAUAUCUCUACUCUGAUUCAAAGGGUACUGAUCAGUUAGGUCCUUCCAUCCAAUCACAACAAAACACACUUUGUAUUUCAAUGUUCAUGGCACUCUGUGAUACAUGUUCAUUGACACUGACAAUUAAAAACAGGAACGAGAUUUUAUUGAGAGAAACAUUCAAUACUACGAAUGAAGUGUGGAAGCCAAUCAAAGUAAUUUAUGACAACUCGAAAUUGAAAGGUGAGGAAUUAUUAAUGUUUUCUACCCGGAUACAGAAUGCACCAGACACUGAUAAAGGAAUGUGGGCUUUAGAUGAUGUCAGAUUGUGUAAUAAAGAUGAAUAUAGGUAUUUGAUAUCUGAAGAAACGAAUACUCCUUGUCAAACGAUUGCGAUUCAAGAAGAAACACUUCUGAUUACUGACGGAAAUGAUGAAAUAAAAACUCAUGGUAUAAAAUGUCCAGAAAAUUCAUUUGGCAAACGGUGCAUACCGUGUGCAAUUUUUGGGGUGGAUUACUGUUGGGAUUUUGAAUACUGCGAAUAUAUCGAUGGUCAUAAAGAAUGUCAUUGCACACCUGGAUAUGAAGAUAGUUGCAGUAAAGAAUGUAAACUUGGCACCUAUGGUCAUGGAUGUCAAGAAAAAUGCUCUCCAUAUUGUUCAGAUACGAGUUGUCGUCAUAUAGAUGGAAUCUGUGAGGAGGCUUGCAAGUAUUCUUUCACAGGACAGAAGUGUGAAAAACCACCUGAACCAUUCUUUGUUCAUCAACCGAUUGUGUCUGACAUCACAUUUUCUUCGACACAAGUGAAAAUGGAAAAUUUCGAAGUGGUAGGAUAUGAUGACAGGUAUCCUUCCUAUGUUUUUCAGUACAUCGAAGACCCUAAUCAAUUUUCGAAUGAGGAGCAAAGCUCAUCUAAGAAUGAUCAGAAUUGGUGGAUUCUUGUUGGUGAUAAGUUAACCAUCAACGAAACAAAAUUCGUUUUGAUAACAAAUUUGAAAUCAGAUACAUAUUACAGAGUGAGAGCCGUGAUUAAUAUCAAUAGAAAUGGUAGAAAAUUGAAAGAAGAUAAGGAUUUCGUGCAGUCUACCAGAUGGAAAACUCCAUGCAAUGAAAUAAGUGAUUCUGACAUCAAAAUUGAACCUCAUAACAUCACUGCAUCAGUAACUGUGAAGGUA